AGCAUGGAAGUCAUACUUCGGAGCAAGUUUAUUCUGUUUAAGUGAGUUAUUUUUUGCUAAAAAUUGUUCCACCAUAUCAAAAAAAGCAACUUCAAUUGUAAGAAAUUCAAACGUGGAAAAUAAAGCUUACCAUACUGUGAAAAUCAAACACAAGUUACAACAUUACAUCGAGCAUAUGCUCGGCGUUGCGAUGCGUAUAGGUGAGACAGCCGUAAGUAGCGUUAUGAAUUCACAAGAGCAAUCGUUAAGCCAGUCAGCGGCGUGGAUAGCUGCUGCUCAAGCCGUCCAACAGCAGCAACAGCAGUCUGGUGGGUCCUAUUCCGGAGCUCACGGAUAUGGUCUGAGUCAGCAACAGCAGCAGCAGCAAUACGCACAAUACUACGCACUGUACCAGCAGAUGCAGUAUAACGCGGGUUUCGGAAGCGCAAAUAGUGGUAGUGGUAGCAAUGCAGGAGGCAACAUGAACAAUACAACCCCCGGGUUCGCGAGUUCUUCUAUGUCGAGUGUUUCGGACGGUAAUUCCGAUCUAGGGUCUCCCGGCGGUAUGUCGGGCAACAAGUUUUUCAGUUCUCCUCAACAACAGCAGCAGCAGCAGGGGCAGGCAAACAGUGAUGGGAUGGGAUUCAAACAGGCACCGAGCCAGUUUGGCCCGAUACGUUUCAACAUUAACAAGCACCCGCAGCGCGUCAGCCCACUCGUGGCUAGCAAUCCCCUGAUGCAAGCCAGUCAGAUCCACGCGCAGCAGCAACAGCAGCACCUUCAGCAGCAACAGCAUCAGCAGAUGAUGGCUGCAUUCCAGACUCAAAAUGGUUCCGGUGGCAAAAAGAAGCGCAAGAAGAACAAAAACAACAGCAUGAACCAGAACCAAUCGGGAGGCGGUAAAAACGGCAUGUUUAGGAAUGGGAAUGCCGGUUCAUUGAUAACGGCCAACAUUCCCCCGUUGAUGCCGGCCGGUUCGUUGCCACCCAAUACUGGAUCUGGCAAAACCGGUGGUGGUUUUGGGGCAACACAACUGGAUCUCAGCAAGCCACCGCCACCACUCCCGCAGGUCUCGGUUGGCGUUGGAUUGAUACCUCAACCACAGCCUCCGACGCCACCUAGCACCAUACCGAAGAAGCCUGAUCCGUUUCACAAUCCGACCGACGAUUGGCCACAGAGUUUGAAUGAUUUUGUGUCUCGCUGUUACGCUAAGUGCAAGACUGAUUUCGAUAAGGAUCAGAUCGACAUCUGUCUGAAGGGUCGAAUUACGGCCGCGGCUAACAAAGGCGAACUCUGGACCAAGGACUGGGAUAACGAGCCAGUGCCAAGCGUGCACAGUGAGCGCGCCAACCAGGUCCUGCUUCCGAAUCUUGGUGGCAACACUCUUGGAGGAAGCCUUGGCUUCGGAGUGGGUGGCAAGGCAAACAAAGCGGCACCAGGAGUAGCGAUGGUUGGUGGAGUAGGGCAAUACCAAAGCCCUUUAGGUACCAAGGGUGCACAACCGCAACAGCAGUUCAAUAGUGGGAUGAAGAAGGGUAAUAGUUGUACAGGGAUUUCGCAGUCGCUCGGCACUCGCCUGGGUGUUAAGCCCGGUGCUGGUUCCGGUGGAAAAAAGUCUCACACUUCUCGUUCCCGCUCCCGGUCGCCGGCUCGUUAUAGCAGCACUGGAAGCCGCAAUCGGCGAAGUCGCUCGUCUAGUAACGAAUCGCGCUCGUCACGCCGCAAGAACCGGCGCUCGUCGAACAGCAGCAGUAGCAGCAGCGAAAACAUCAUCCGGCAAGCUAAUAAAUCAUAUGGUAAUGGUGGCAAAGGAACAGCCAAGCAGCAUCAGAAGCAAAACAAUCACCAAAAGAAUCAGAAACACCACCAGCAAAAUAACAAAAAUCAGAAUGGGCGUAAUCAGAAGGCUCAAGGAUUUUACUCCGAGCACGGCCAAAUUGGUGGUGCAGUCGAGGGUGAUCUGGAGCAAUUGAAAAAACGGGCCGCACGAUUCAAUGGAGGAGGUGGCAAAAAAGUCCCGGCAACGCCCCCGGUCGUCGCCUCCAACAUUGUUUCACCGUUCAAUAGGAAGAAAAAGAUGGCCAUGCCCACGCCAGCUCGCUUCUUCAUCGACGACGCAGCCGAUCGAGAUAACGACGAUGAGGUGGAUCUGUUCGAUCUGCAUAUUGUCGGUACCUGUCGCGAUUUGGAAAAGAGCUUCUUGCGACUCACGAAGGCUCCGUCUCCUUCCGAAGUACGGCCGGUCGAGGUACUGCGACACUCACUGCAGAACGUCAAGAGGAAGUGGGUCGAAAAGCAGGAUUAUUUCUAUGCUUGCGAUCAGCUCAAGUCCAUUAGGCAGGAUUUAACGGUACAAGGAAUUCGAGAUGCGUUCACUGUACAGGUAUAUGAAACUCAUGCACGUAUCGCUAUGGAAAAGGGAGAUCACGAGGAAUUCAACCAAUGCCAGACGCAAUUGAAAAUGUUGUACGCUGAUGUUGGCGGCGAAAACCAUCUCGAGUUCACGGCGUACCGUAUCCUGUACUACAUUUUCACCAAAAACACUCUUGAUUUGACCACUAUCCUUAAGUCGUUAACGGCCACCGACAAGGAGAGCGACACCGUACGUUUCGCUCUUGAACUUCGGACCGCUUGGGCGCUGAGUAAUUAUAGCAAUUUCUUCAAGCUCUAUCGAAAAGCACCAUUGAUGGCGGGUUAUUUGAUCGAUUGGUUCAUCGAGCGUGAACGAAAAUUAGCACUCAAAUCCAUUGUCAAAGCUUAUCGGCCCAAUAUUCCGGUGGAAACGGUCAGCCAUAUGUUCGCCUUUGCCAGCGACGAGAAAUGCACCGAGUGGUUACAGUCGUUAGAAAUUAGCGUCAUUUCUGCACCAAUUCCGCCGACAACAGCGACAACGGACGAGGCUGAUGGGGGUGUUUCUGCUAUUGCCGGAGAAGCUGCUGCUGGUGCUGCUGCUGCGAGUACCGACAUGAAAAGUGCAUUUACAAACAAAACCACCGGAAUUUCCACUACAAGAGAGAACGGUGUGCGAAAAGUGAUCGACUGCAAGACGAGUAUGAAUGUGCUGGGAAAUUUCUAAGGAUCGAUAAGAUGCGCGCCAUGAACCGUGCACGGUCUUUUCGCUAUCACCGAAACUUCUUCCUCCGAGUUGCUGGCCCUCCUCUGCAGAGGAACAAUGCACAGUGCACGAUACAAUUUUUCAUUUGUCCGUCCCAUGGCUCCAAGCGGACGUCGCUUUACUGUGCCAAACCUGCCCCUCUUGCAACGCUCAUCGGUUUCGCUUCCUUAAAUCGUGCGACCCUGCGAGCUUGUCCUUGUGGUCGAUGAAGUUUCUGCACCGUGGAAGGAUGAAAAGAUGCUAUGUGACUUAACGCGAGGGUUCACACCAUCUUUGCUCGAUCCGAGGUUUCACCUGGCGAACAAAGGGGUUGCAAAGUAGUGGCAAGUGUAGCAGCAACUGGAAGGUGAAAGAUUUGUUUUAGAAUUUUUCACCUUUCGACAAGGAUGGAUUCAGCUUUCGACAGAGGAUGAUGACGAAUUCCUACCACCUUUCAAUAUUGCCGCCUCCCCUUCGUGCCUGGAUGCAGCAGUACAGCAUGUGAACGUUCCGAUUUCUGGAGUUGUGGUCAAGGCGUUAUUUAUGCAAUCCGCAUGACCACAACCCGAUGCAAUCGUGUGCUGCGUCGUGUAGUGUGUUUGUGUGUGGGCAAGUGUGUGAUGCGUUCUAAAAGUGCAGCGAUGGGAUUUAUUUAGGAACAUUGUAUGGCCAGUGAAGUGGUGCGAGAGUAGGUGAUGCCGAGAGACGACAAAGAUUGUCUCAAGAACUUCCUGCUGAAUGAAGUGGUCUUGCAGCAACCGGUGUGUUGUCCUUCGCCUCACUUUCGCCAUCUGCGGGUAGAACCGUAACACGAAUUUCACAAUCGAGGCAUCUUUUUGGGCGAUAAAUUGGCUCCUUCGAAUGCUCAGCGAACGCUACAGAGUUGUGUUCCGGGUAGCAGCUUACAUCACACGUUUGAAACAUCACCAAAUAUUCAAAACCGAGCGGUCAUCGAAGAAAUAAGGCUUCAUCUAAUUGCAGCAGUCUGAUAAGUGGAUCGGAUGGAUUGCUCUUCAGCGGGCAAUCCUUACCUUCAUCACUGAUCAUACCCAACAUCGCACAAACCAUUAUGCUGUAAGGUAUUUCACCAUAAACAUCCGUUCUUUACGUCAACGUCACCUGAAUUUGAGGGAAAGAGCAAAUGCGAACGCAGUGACAGUUUUGACGAGAUAAGAAAGUGGUUUUGGUCGUAGUGUAGCGAGUGAAAACGAGUGUUUGUUGUGCGUGCCGUUGGUGUUUUAGAGAUUGGCAUUACCAGACUGACUUAACACAGUUGGAUAGCAUUUCCGAGGACUGCAGAUCUCUUAAACGGACGAAUUAGGCAAACCAUUAUUUGCGAAAUCAUCAGCUGCUUAACCUGAUUGUAUGAACCAUUUUAAAACGAGUGUGUGCGUUAUCCUUGCGUUGGGAAAAAUGUGAAAACGUAGAAAAAACAACGCCGCGACCAUGAACGAUCCAGUUUUUUGCUCUAUUUUUUCCAAUCAUUUAAACCAAUCGUUAUAAAGAACAUUUUACAAGAAUAUUCUUUUCAACCGCUAAAUUAUCUCGCGCGUGGUGAUUAGAGAGGACGGCGCCACAAGUGGGAAUAUACAGUUCUAAAGGGGUCAAUUCCGUCAUCCAACCAUCCCUCCUGGGCGCCAAUCCUCGUCCUCUGUUGUGUCGACUCCCGUUACUCUGGAAAUAAUCCCUUCUUGAGACUCGAAAAUGAUCAAGUUUCAACCUUCCUACGGCGUGUCCCUUUUCAUGUUGCUCUACGCACCGUACGUUGAAGAUCUUCUGCUGACAUGGUAAUUGUUAAUCGUGUCAGCUUAGCACAACGCUAAGCUACAAGCCAAUACGAUGCUGAAUCGACUCUAACAACAAACAUCGACAACACUGGAAUCGAGUCCACAACAUUCAACAAAAUCGCACAUUAUGCUUAAUGGUUAAAGUUUCGGUUUUGAACCGUUUCUUACGAAUGGAGGAUGCCUCGUGGAAAGCUUUCGGCGCUUUACUGGAAAAAAGGCCACUCCAGGCCCAACUUUUUGUUAAACCGUAGACAAAUAGCAGAAGUACAUCGAUUUAUGAUGAGAAACUCAUCACCAUGAAUGGAUGUGUGUUGGUCAACUCCUGUUCAGUUUUGUUCUUCCGUUACUCUGUAUAUAACUAUAUUUACGUAUAGAUAAUGAAUUACUGUUGGCGAAAGCGCAAUCCGUCUGUCACGCCAAUGAUGCUGAUUUUAUCGUUGCUGCAAGAAGUGUGUGAAAACGGUUGCUCUCAAGUCUUCUGCCGAGUUGUAUGAUAAUUGCAAAUGGUACAAAACGUUGUAUGAUCGAAGACAAAAAGCGACUGAGAUCAUCUAUUGGUUAGCAAGGUUCCAUAAGAUGUGAAUAGUAAGAUUUUCAAUAAAUAUAUCUUUUU
Anopheles bellator is the source of this 5473-nucleotide messenger RNA. Its product is annotated as leukocyte receptor cluster member 8 homolog. Gene Ontology annotation, cellular component: nucleus. The record is from RefSeq and is a predicted model, not a curated record. The transcript has 5 exons. NCBI's taxonomy places the organism in Eukaryota, Metazoa, Arthropoda, Insecta, Diptera, Culicidae. Bases 176 to 3055 code for a protein of 959 amino acids.